Molecule: messenger RNA, 1778 nt
Organism: Chionomys nivalis (European snow vole)
Lineage: Eukaryota; Metazoa; Chordata; Mammalia; Rodentia; Cricetidae
Gene: Cnpy3
Product: canopy FGF signaling regulator 3
Exons: 6
Coding region: 103-927 (274 amino acids)
Cellular component (GO): endomembrane system
Molecular function (GO): signaling receptor binding
Source: RefSeq, a predicted model, not a curated record
GAGGCACGUGUGCAGUCCCGGAAGCGGCCGGGGGAAGCUGCUCUGCGAGCGCUGCUGGAGGAAACGCUGCCGGGUCCGCUCCGCUCUGGGUCCGGCUGGGCCAUGGAUUCCAUGUCUGAGCUCGCGCCCCGCUGCCUCCUGCUUCCCUUGCUGCUGCUGUCCUUGCUGUUCCUGCCUGCCCCGAAGCUGGGCCCGAGCCGCGCCCGGGCGGAGGAGACCGACUGGGUACGAUUGCCCAGCAAAUGCGAAGUGUGCAAGUAUGUUGCAGUGGAGCUGAAGUCAGCUUUUGAAGAAACUGGGAAGACCAAGGAAGUGAUUGACACAGGCUACGGCAUUCUGGACCGAAAGGCCUCGGGAGUCAAGUACACCAAGUCGGACUUACGGUUAAUUGAAGUCACUGAGACCAUUUGCAAGAGGCUUCUGGACUACAGCCUGCACAAGGAGAGGACUGGCAGCAACCGGUUUGCCAAGGGCAUGUCGGAGACCUUUGAGACGCUGCACAACCUGGUCCACAAAGGUGUCAAGGUGGUGAUGGACAUCCCCUAUGAACUGUGGAACGAAACUUCUGCUGAGGUGGCUGACCUCAAGAAGCAGUGCGACGUACUGGUGGAAGAGUUUGAAGAGGUGAUUGAGGACUGGUACAGAAACCACCAGGAGGAAGACCUGACUGAGUUCCUCUGUGCCAACCACGUGCUGAAGGGAAAGGACACCAGUUGCCUGGCAGAGCGAUGGUCUGGCAAGAAGGGGGACAUAGCUUCCUUGGGAGGGAAGAAAUCGAAGAAGAAGCGCGGUAGGGUCAAGGGCUCCGGUGACAGCAGCAAGCAGAGGAAGGAAUUGAGGAGCCUGGAGGGGGAUGCCAGCCCCGAGGAGGAGGAAGGUGUGCAGAAGGCAUCCCCACUCCCACAUAGCCCCCCUGAUGAGCUGUGAGCCCAACUUCAUGUCCUUGAAUCAAGACCCCUGACUUCAGAGCUGAAGAGCAUGGGACACAGUUCCAGCAAGGAGGCUAUUGUUCGGCUUCAGGUCUCUGACCUUGACUGUGCCCUCUUCUUGCCCUGAGCAACAGCAAGAAGUGGACUGAGACCCCACCCCCAAAGGGAGGAGGGGGAGGUAUGCAGAAGGCAGCUCUCUCUCUACACAGCCCUCCUCAUGAGCUCUGGGUCCAGCCCAGCAUCCCCAGACUGAGCCCCUUGACUGUGAGGCUGAAGAACACAAGGCACAUCCGAUGCCUCCUCCAGCGCCAGGGCUCCGACUCACCUGCACCCUCUUCACCAGGAUGGGCACGGCCCCAGGAAGGACUUAGCGCAGUGUGGCAGCCAGCCCUGCCUCUUUGUCCACCAACCGUUCUCUUCUGCUGGCUCCUUCGUCAGGGCAUGACUUUCAGAACUUUUAGGAUGAGCUCAGCAGUGUGGCACAAGGCGCCAGACCUCGAGCCCCUCCAGAACCGGCGGAGAGGGCACCCCCUUGACCCCCCAGGGAAGCAAGACUGCAGCUGCAGCGGCUCCCUCACUCCCGAGGACUCUGGUCCCUGGGUCCUCUUCAGCCUUCAGAGUGUUCCCUUGUUGCUCUUUUCUGCCUGUGUCCCCAGUCCUGGGGCUGGGAAGGUGGCACUGCUGCCACCCUUAUUGGAUGCCAGUUACUAGGAGGAGCGGGUGCUGAAAAUGCCCAGGGUUGGUUUGGGUUAGAGCAGUGGUUCUCAGCCUUCCUGACGCUGCGACCCUUUAAUACAGUUCCUCACGUUCUGGUGACCACCCCACCCAUAAAGAUAUUUUUAUUGCUAC